Molecule: messenger RNA, 360 nt
Organism: Zingiber officinale
Lineage: Eukaryota; Viridiplantae; Streptophyta; Magnoliopsida; Zingiberales; Zingiberaceae
Exons: 1
Coding region: 1-360 (119 amino acids)
Source: RefSeq, a predicted model, not a curated record
AUGGCCCCGUUCUACGGUUUCACAGGCAACGAAGUGUUGCCACUUAGCCAAGUCAGGUUGGUCAUCUCGCUCGAGGAGGAGCCACUGAAGAGAACAAGGACCAUAAAUUUUAUUGUAGUAGACGCACCAUUGGCCUACAACGUUAUAUUGGGCCAACCGGCCCUCAACGAGUUCCGAGCGGUGGUGUCCACCUACUGCCAGAAUAUUAAGUUCCUGGUAGACGACAAAGUGGGCAAAGUUAAAGGCUACCAAUUGUCCGCUCGACGAUGCUACGUCGAGAUGGUCAAAUCCGAAGCGAGGGCCACUCGAAAGAACCCGCGCUUAGAGGUGAACGCUAUCAUAGAGAAACCUCCUAUGUAG